AUGGACGACUCAUCAGGGGUGGAUAUAUAUGAAGACCUAUCUUUAGAUAAAAUUUAUAAAAUGACAACACAGACUCUUCCUCUCAGUGACACCAAACCUGAGCCAGAGGAAGAGGACAGCAAAAUAGAUCUGUUUAUGGAAGCAUUAACAGUUCACACCAUAGACAAGGUGCAGAGUCAACUGUCAGAGCUCCAGAAAGAGAACCAGAAGCUGCGCUGUGAAAAUGCAGAAUUAAGAGAGAGCAAGAAACAACUUAGCAAAAAUAUAUCAUCUCUUUUCCUAACGGCUAAACAAGAGAUACUGAAAAAAGAUCAAGAGAUUGCAAAGCUUAUAAAUGAGAG
Candidula unifasciata is the source of this 341-nucleotide messenger RNA. Lineage: Eukaryota; Metazoa; Mollusca; Gastropoda; Stylommatophora; Geomitridae. The record is from the annotation of a GenBank genome assembly.